Tetranychus urticae (two-spotted spider mite) is the source of this 741-nucleotide messenger RNA. RefSeq lists its product as uncharacterized. NCBI's taxonomy places the organism in Eukaryota, Metazoa, Arthropoda, Arachnida, Trombidiformes, Tetranychidae. The record is from RefSeq and is a predicted model, not a curated record.
UAAUCAAAGUGUCAAAUCCUAAUCAAAAAGAACGCCAAAAAUUAAGCGCCAACAUGAAAUCAUGCCAUUGGAUAAUAGCUUUUUGUGUCGUCAGUUCAACCAUAUGUUUUGUUGAGUCAAGCACCAAGAUGCUUUAUGGUGCUGCACUGGCUGCCAUACUUCAAGCCGGACGGAAUCGCUACCAUCAUCCAAUUCCAAUUCCUGUUCCUAUUCCGAUAACUCACCAAAAGAUUGAAAUUCCUGAACAUCAUCAUCACCAUCAUGAAAAUCAUCACCAUCACGUCGAACAUGUUGAUCAUCAUCAUCACCAUAUUGACAAUCACCAUUUAACCAAUCACAUUGAUCAUCAUCAUCAUCAUUUUGAUGAACAUCAUCAUCAUAUACAUGCGGAUCCUUGGGACCAUUCAGAGCAUCAUCAUCACCAUUUUGGACAUCCUUAUUUCUAUUAGAUUACUACCUUAAUCAUCUUGUCCUUCCUCAACAUCAUCUUUAUCACCAGCUUAAUCGUUAAAUUUGACGUAAUGAACUAAUCAAUUUGUUUUUUUCUGUUGCUAAAUUAACAUCUCUCUAAUUCCCAGUACAAAUUAACAUUUAAACAGCAAACAAAACCUCAAUAUAUACAUUGUUUUGUAUAUCAAACGUAUUUUUGUAUGUUUUGUUUUCAUUUUAACUUUUUCAUUUUAUUCAUCCUUUGGUGAAUGGCAAAGUUUAAUUACAAUUAUGAUUAAAUUAAUUUGCCAA